AUCAGUAAAUCUUUGCAACAUAGUGGUCUUUUCAGGCUAUUUUUGUAUCCGGGUCGUUUCGCUCUAAAACCAUUCGAACCCUGUGUCGUUUCGCCCUUAGACCCGUUCAUCCAGGGUUGGUUCGUUCUAAAUCUUAUUCGUACCGGGUCGUUUCGCCCCAAAAAUAUGACAGAAGUGGAAGCUGGGGGUGAAGGUCACAAUUUCCUGAAGUAUGAUGGUCCAAAGCCUGGAUGUCGGUAUCCACUUCGAGUCAUUUACUGUGGAGAAUGUAGCAUGCCAACCGAGUAUUGUGAAUAUUACCCCAACUAUGAAAAGUGCAAACAGUGGCUUGAAAAGAAUCUACCAGAAGAAUUUGAACGACUGAUGGAAGGAAAAGAAGAGGUAGAGUGUAAAGGUGAUGAUGGAGAGGAGAAGAAGAAGAGACAGACACGUGGGGGGAAGGGAAUGAUGAAAGCCAAGAAGAAGGCGGAGCCCCAGGGCAUCAGGAUGUGGACGGCCACGAGGGGCAAGAAGAAGAAAGUGACGGUAAUCACUGGUCUCGCGUCGUAUGAUAUUGAUCUGAAGGAAGCCAGUAAAUUCUUUGCCACAAAGUUUUCUUGUGGAUCCUCAGUGACCGCAGCAGAAGAUGAGAUUGUGGUUCAAGGUGACGUUAAAGACGACCUCUGGGAUAUUUUACCGGAAAAAUGGUCACAGAUUGAUGAAGACAGUAUUGAUGACCGAGGAGACAAGAAAUAGACAAUUAUUUUUUCCUGCCCCCCCCCCCUCCCCCCCAUUAUAUAAUAAAUUAUAUUUGAAAACAA
This is a messenger RNA of Gigantopelta aegis, 800 nucleotides long. RefSeq names its product density-regulated protein homolog. Lineage: Eukaryota; Metazoa; Mollusca; Gastropoda; Neomphalida; Peltospiridae. The transcript is spliced from 7 exons. Gene Ontology annotation, biological process: translation reinitiation; formation of translation preinitiation complex. The record is from RefSeq and is a predicted model, not a curated record. Gene Ontology annotation, molecular function: mRNA binding; translation initiation factor activity. Bases 166 to 735 code for a protein of 189 amino acids.